GUCCCAAAUAAUAUUUUGCCGUCUUUCUACUUAAAUCAAUCAUGUAAAUUUUCAAUUUAACAUUUAUAGUACCUUCUUUUUGCUAUUCAUAAUUUAUAACACCCAAAUUUCUUAUCAACAAUAAAUAGUGCAAUUAUUUUCGUUUCUUCUUUCAAAAUGGAUAACUAAAAUAUUGAAUGUCACCAAGCUUGUGAUGGGAAGAUUUCAUAAUCGAGAUCCCCAAUUUCGUUUGUUUCCCCUCCCUACCCUUUGGUUCUCGUUUUCGGUCAUGGAUGCCCAGCAGCUCCCGCCUCUGCCUUUGGAUGCUAGUCCCGAACCUUCAAGGAAAGGCUCCACCCCCACCCCCGGCUCCGGCUCGAGCGAAACUGGGCUUGAAUCGGUGCUAAAGAAGCAAAAGGUUGAGGAAGCCACCUCGCAUACUAUCACAAAAAUUUAUGAAGUAAAUUGUAGGAAAUUGCAGGAAAUGAGCAUUUAUGGAGGAGGGAAAGCGAGGUUUGGGAUCUAUAAGAAGAAGAAGAAGAAGAAGAAGAAGGGACUGAUAAGGCAACGGUGGGCUGCGAUGAUGAUCGAUUUAUAAUUUACAUGUUCAAACCAAAUUAUUAAAAAGGGAAGUUAAAGUCACUGAUAAAAGAAGGAAAGUGCGAAGAGUAUUGAGAAGAGACAUGUCAACAUAAUAUUCUAUCUUCUUUGGUGAUAGGGGAUAGAGGAUGGAGUUUGCUGAAAAUGGAAGAGCAUGGACAUGAAAGGAAAAGAGGAAGGAGGUGAAAUGGUUUGUGGGAUCUUUUCAGAAAAGGAAAUGAAUAAAAGUUUGGUGACAUUCAAUAUUUUAGUUAUGCAUUUUGAAAGAAGAAACAAAAAUAAUUGCACUAUUUAUUGUUGAUAAGAAAUUUGGGUGUUAUAAAUUAUGAACAGAACUAUAAAUGUUAAGUUGAAAA
Molecule: messenger RNA, 935 nt
Organism: Linum trigynum
Lineage: Eukaryota; Viridiplantae; Streptophyta; Magnoliopsida; Malpighiales; Linaceae
Source: the annotation of a GenBank genome assembly